Molecule: messenger RNA, 897 nt
Organism: Ruditapes philippinarum (Manila clam)
Lineage: Eukaryota; Metazoa; Mollusca; Bivalvia; Venerida; Veneridae
Product: AN1-type zinc finger protein 2A-like
Exons: 8
Coding region: 105-833 (242 amino acids)
Biological process (GO): protein targeting to ER; proteasome-mediated ubiquitin-dependent protein catabolic process
Cellular component (GO): endoplasmic reticulum; cytoplasm
Molecular function (GO): zinc ion binding
Source: RefSeq, a predicted model, not a curated record
GCUGUUCAAAAAUAGCUAUAAAUAGUAAAUGAAUUCCCAAUUCUGCCAAAUCACUGUUCCAUUUAAAACAGAGAGGUUUUAACAACUAUUGUCAACCAAAAAAGAUGGAAUUUCCGCAUAUAGGAAAGCACUGCUUUCAGAAAGAUUGUAAACAAUUAGAUUUCCUACCUAUGAAAUGUGAUGCUUGUUCAGAGAUAUUUUGUAAUGACCAUAUUCACUACAACACACAUUCCUGUCCUGAUUCUUACAAGAAGGAUAACCAAGUGCCUGUUUGUCCUCUAUGUAACAAACCAAUUCCUCUAAAGAAAGGAGAGGUACCAGAUACAGUUGUAGGACGACAUAUAGACAGUGACUGUCAGUCAGAUCCUGCUAAAGAAAGAAGAAAAGUAUAUACAAACAAGUGUUCUAUGAAAGGUUGUAAAGUUAAAGAAUUAAUUCCAGUAAAGUGUGAUAAAUGCCAUAAGAACUAUUGUUUACGUCAUAGAUUUGAGGAUGACCAUGAUUGUCAGGGUUACCAAGGUUCAGGGAAAGGAAUGUCUAAUGCUGGUUCUGCUGCUCUGUCACGCCUUCAACAACCUGCCAGUCAAUCUAAAGCUCCGCCUUCUAACGCAAAACCAGCCAAUCGACCUCCACAGCAAAGGACAUUACAUAGUUUAGGAUUUGGGCUUGGAAGUGACUUAGAUAGACAAAGGAGAGAAAGACAGCAACAGGGUACACAGAAUCUUCGAGCAGCUCAGGCAGGUUUGUCAGAAGAAGAAGCUAUGGCUCGUGCAAUACAACAGUCACUAUCUGAAACUCAGGCUACAAAACCCUCCAAUACCAAUAAUACGUGAGUAAUCUUGUAAUUUUGUUAUAAGCAAGUGAUUGGUCGAUUUCAAAUGGACACCAACAUAGUGA